Molecule: messenger RNA, 2354 nt
Organism: Ananas comosus (pineapple)
Lineage: Eukaryota; Viridiplantae; Streptophyta; Magnoliopsida; Poales; Bromeliaceae
Product: KH domain-containing protein HEN4-like
Exons: 8
Coding region: 111-1997 (628 amino acids)
Biological process (GO): regulation of gene expression
Cellular component (GO): nucleus; cytoplasm
Molecular function (GO): mRNA binding
Source: RefSeq, a predicted model, not a curated record
UCUAUUCCUUUCAGACUCUCGGCCCAUCAGAAAGAGAUGGAGAGACCCCCUCAAGUUUACUUGAUAUAGAGGAGGACCACGAAGUAGAAGAGUGUGUGGCGAGCGAAGCCAUGGAGGGCUCCGCCGCCGCCGCCGACCACUCCGCUCCCUCCCCGACCACCCCCUCCGCCUCCGCCUCCUCAUCCGGAUCCAAGCGCCCCCACCCCUCCUCCACGGCCGCCGCCGGCGGCGGCGGCGGCGGCGGCUUCCGCGUCCCCGCGCCGCAGCUCCCAACCGCCUCUGCCUCCGAAACCCUUUUCCGAAUCAUCUGCCCCGCCGAUCGCCUCGGCGGCGUCGUCGCCAAGGACGGCUCCGUCCUCGCCGAGCUCGGCGCCGGCGCCGCCGCGAUCAGCGUCGACAACCCCGUCCCGCGCUGCGACGACCGCGUCGUCGUCAUCGUCGGCGAGUCCCACCCGAGGAAGGAUCCCGCAGCGACCGCGGAUCACGAGGCGUCCCCGGCGCAGCGGGCGCUGGUUAGGGUUUACGAGAGGAUCGCGCGGGGCGAGGAGGAAAGGAUGGGCGGUGGCGACGGGGGAGGAGGGGAGGGGAAGGAGAUGAUGAUGCAGCGGCUGGUGGUCUGCCGGCUCCUGGCGCCGGGCGGACAGGUAGGAUGCGUGCUCGGGAAAGGCGGGAAGAUCGUAGAGAAGAUCAGGCUGGAGAGCGGGGCGCAGAUUAGGGUUUUCGGGAAGGAGCACCUGCCUCUGUGCGCUGCUCCCAGUGAUGAACUUAUCCAGAUUUCUGGGAGUUUCUCUUCUGUAAAGAAAGCACUGCUAUCGGUUUCAAGUUGCCUUCAGGAAAACCCUAGAUCAAGCAUAACUAACUUUGCCUUUACAAAAUCUGCGCCAAUGAACCCUUAUGGUCAAAGAAGCUUUCCACCUAGCUCAAAUGUUUCGCAUAGAAAGGUAAUUGAAGAGGAUGUUAUCUUCAGAAUGUUGUGCUCCAGUGAUAAAGUUGGUUGCAUCAUUGGGAAAGCAGGUGCUGUUGUUCGUGCUUUACAAAAUGAAACUGGUGCUCUUAUCAAGGUUCUUGAUUCUGUUCUGGAUUCAGAUGAGAAAAUCAUUACUAUAUCUGCACGUGAGAACUCUGAAAUGAGACAUUCUCCAGCUCAAGAUGCUGUGAUGCGUGUACAUACUAGACUUGCAGAUGCAGGCAUUGACAAAGGUCCGACUGUUUCUGCAAGGCUUCUUGUUCCUGCACAGCAGAUUGGUUGUCUUAUGGGUAAAGGUGGUACAAUUAUUGCAGAAAUGAGAAAAGAGACUGGUGCUAGUAUUCGAAUAUUUUUUAAAGAACAAAUACCAAAAUGUGCUCAACCAAAUGAUGAAGUUGUCCAGGUAACUGGUAAUUUCCAAUCUGUGCACGAUGCAUUGCUUCGCAUCACUGGCAGGAUUCGGGAGAACAUAAUUCCCGUAAGGAUGGAUUCAAUGACAGGCAUUAACCAGUAUUCACCUAGAUCAAGACAAGAGCCAACACCUUCUGGGCGUUAUUCUACACCUGGUCUCUCUCUUGGUUCUGAUCCUUCAAUCGGUAUCUCUAAUUCAGCAGAUCAAAUCCCCUUUUACUAUGGGAGCCAAACUGCAGGAUCUCGUCCUUUUGUCGAUCGUCCUUCACCAAGAUCAUGGGCUCCUGAGGUUCCUAGCGGCGGAAGCUUGAAAGGCACUCCAGAUAUGGGAGAAGGUUUCAGAGGUGGAACAUUUGGAAGUGGAGGAAGCCAGAUAAAUGUGCAAACAAGCACAAAAACGGAAGUUAUUGUUCCUUGCCAGUAUCUGGGAUUCGUCUGUGGGGAGAAUGGUAAUGACCUUGCUGAGAUAAAGAAGAUGUCAGGUGCUAUGGUCACAGUUCAUGAUGCAAAACUUGGAGAAACAGUAGGGAAAGUCACCAUAUGUGGAACCCCUGAUCAGACCAAGAUGGCACAAAGUCUUCUCCAUGCUUUUAUCUUGUGUGGGCUUUUCCCUUCUUGAUGCUAUGCUGCAUGUGGUCUUCUCAUUAAGCUAGAAGCUACUUCUCUCAGUAGGUUCUUUCUUCUCCUCUCCCCGGCAACCCCCAUCCCAGCACCCCCCCCAGCCACACACACACAAAAGAACAACACACUUCCUUUUUCAAUUGAAAUAGCUGUAGGAUUUUUCUCAAUGCUAGCCCAAAUUUUAGCACAGCUUCGCCUUUCUUCAUGCGGAAUCACAAGGAGAGGAGCUGUGAUGUAAAUUUUUCUGGCAAACUGCCUUUCUGUUUGCAUGCCGUCUCUAUGUAGACACUCUUAAUUGCUCAAUCUAUAUUAUCUACUGAGAAAGCAUGUUGUUUUCCUGGAAAUGUUUUCUCAA